Molecule: messenger RNA, 543 nt
Organism: Anisakis simplex (herring worm)
Lineage: Eukaryota; Metazoa; Nematoda; Chromadorea; Rhabditida; Anisakidae
Source: the annotation of a GenBank genome assembly
AUGCCGGCCUAUCAUUCCAAGUUCACUGAUGGAAAUCUACUAGUUGCCAAUAUGGCCAUUCUUCCACUUCGCACCAACUUCAAAGGACCUGCACCCAGAAUAAAUAGCGGAGAAGACAUUAUUGAUGAAGCACUUGCAUAUUUCAAACCAAAUAUCUUCUUUCGUGAGUACGAAAUCAAAGGUCCUGCCGAUCGUACACUCAUUUACCUCACAUUCUAUAUCUCUGAAUGCUUACGAAAAUUGCAAAAGAGUCCGAAUAAGACACAAGGAGUGAAAGAUAUGACUUCAUUGGCGUUGAAUCACCAAUUACCAAUCCCUGGUGAAAUGGAAUUUCCACUCAACAGUAUGUAUAAAGCACCAGCAAAAGGACAAGAGGAAGACACUAUGCGAGCAUACUUACAGCAGCUCAGGCAAGAGUUGGGGUUACGUCUUUGUGAUCGUGUUUUCGAUCCGAAAACUGAUAGACCGCUUAAGUGGUGGAUGUGUUUCGCUCGCAGAAGAUUCAUGGAUAAAGGUUUGGUGAGUCCGGGUACGGUUCUUUAG